AUGGGUGCCCUCCGAAGGGGCCACCCCAAGCUGCAGGCGCUUUUGCUGCUUGCCUCGCUCACGCUUUAUUUGUUCCCUUCAGUCAAUCAGGACGAGACGACCGUUUGGACAGGACUGCGCCAUUCGGCAACAUGCGGACGAGUGCAGCCGGACCGCUCUGAACGUACGGUUUGGCCAUUUGUGAGUGUGCAGAUUGUCACCUACAACCGCUCAGCUUUUUUAAUACAGGCGCUGCAACAGAUUGCCAUGCAGGACUACCCCGGGCCAUUGGAGGUGAUUGUCAUGGAUGACAGUCCUCGGGCAGAGGAAGCAAGCCAAUUUCCACAAGAGCUCGAUAUCCGGUAUUUUCAUGUUGAUCGAUGCACAAUUGGGGAGAAGCGCAAUAUGGCUGUAGCGGAGGCCACAAGGUCUGGUGCUGAGAUGAUCUGCAUUUGGGAUGAUGACGACAUUUUCACAGUGGAUCGGCUUCGACAACAAGUCUCUAGAAUGGUGGCACGCCCUGCCAGCUGCUCAAGCAUUCAGGUAGCUUUUGUGGCAGUCCUGACAUCUGGGAUUCUGCAGAGAUGCAAGGGCCUUCCGCUGCCUUUCGAAAACAGUUUUUGUUUCAGAAGGAGUUGGCUGGAAGGUCGGCCUUUUAGCAAUACCAGCCUUGGAGAAGGAAACGUGAUCUUUGAAGAACUGGACGAUUGGUAUGCGGAAGCGCAACCAAUCUCUGGGGAAGAGCUUCCUUUCCUUUAUGUUCGGACACAGAGCUCCACAGCUCCAGAUGACGCAUUGGAACCGUAUCCUGUGAAGUCCAUGCUGAUUGGAGGCCAAAAUCCUCGAGUCGAUGUGUCUCUACUCGCUUUGGCCAGAGCGUUUCGCAGGGAACGCUUUCCGGAGCUUCCUGCCAAAGCACUGGAGAUUGCAAGGGGAGCGUUGAGAAGAGUCAUGCAGGAAGAUCUGGAGAAGAUGCGAAAGGACAUCAAUUCAACUUCCCAGCUUGCUCCUGUCUAUUGGGACGCAUUGAAUUUGGAGAAGGCGUGGGCGUUUGGUGGAGGGGUGCCAGAAGGUUCCUUGAAUCAUGCCUUGUCCGCCAAAGUUGACGUUCCGGAAGAGAAUGAUGUGGCAGAUUCUGAUGGAUUGAUAAUUGAAACUGAUGUUGCCAUGCGCCUCAUUGCAAAAGCUCUAUCAGAUUUUUAA
Durusdinium trenchii is the source of this 1182-nucleotide messenger RNA. The record is from the annotation of a GenBank genome assembly. NCBI's taxonomy places the organism in Eukaryota, Dinophyceae, Suessiales, Symbiodiniaceae.